AUGUCGAGUUCGAAGAAGAAGAAAUUGGUCGUUGAAUGCAACGAUUGUUAUUGUUUUGUACUUGCAAAAGAUUUGGAACGUCAUAAGGCCCUUCCUAUCGUGACCAUCUCAGUUUAUUUUUUUCAUCACAAAGACUUGAUCAACGAUGCAUUCAUUCAUAAGCAUUGGGCGUUUAAGGCUCAGUGCGGUAGCACGGAUAUCUUCACAUGCGAUUUUCAACUCAUAUCGCCAUCAAAACUGCUCAUCGCUCGUGCGCAAUCCAUCGAUAAGCCAGAAACCUACCUACCACCAGGUCUUUUUGGAUGGCACAAACACAUUGUAUCGUUUGUGCAUCCAGAUACUUUAAGUCACCUAGACGUACUGCCUAGACAACCGUGUCUGUUGGAAACAGACACACAAGCAUCUGUGACAACGCUUUGGCCUUGUGAUCAGGUAUCUCAAAUGCGAUUUUGGAAUGCCGAAUGCAGUGUGGAUCGUUUAGUGCGAAUAAUCCCAAUUCCACAAUGUUCAAUUUUGGAAUCGCAUCGAAUCACAUUGCAGCCAUUGAAGCAAACGCGCGAUUUCUAUUCAACUGAUCAUUUCAGGGAAUACGUUAGUGGUUAUUUGUCGAAUAGUUUUCUGAGUGUAUCCGAAACACUGAGCAUUCCCUUCUAUGGGCAAAUUUGUGAAUUUGCUCUCAGUGAUCAGUUGGAUUUGGAAUUUGAGCAAUUGAAAAUCUCGGAUGUUGAUGAACAACACCGCAAACAUUUACCUCCAAUAGUACAUUUGGCGAAUGAAUGCUCAGUGAAGAUUUCCAUGGAAAAAAGCAAAAGAGAAGAAUUGUCCUUCUCGGAAUUUGGUGGUGCAGAAAAAGCGAAAUGUGAUCUGCAAACCUAUCUCAUCUCACCUCUCAAGAAUAAGAGAGACGCAUGUUCAAUCGUUGUGAGUGGUAUAUCUGGCUGUGGAAAAACAUUGUUGUUGAACAUCUUGAAUGAACAAUUGAAUAGCCAAGCAAUACGAAUAGAAACGAAUUUGGAUUUAUCUGAACAAUUUUCAACAUUACCAAUCAAUAGGAGUGAUAGCAAUUUUGUGAUUAUUAUAGAUGACUAUGAAGAACUGAAACGAAAAACGAAUUCAUCCUGUGCCAAUACUAUAGCAAAGUUUGUCUUAUUAAUGGAUACAGCUCAUAAUAUGUCGGUUGUUUUGGCCGUUAGGCAAUUAGACGAUGUUGAGCUAUCGUUGAGAAGACACUUCACUUUAGAAAUUGAGCUUACAGUACCGUCGUUAUCGGAACGAAUUGAUAUAUUGAAGAUUCUGUUUCGCAAGAAACACAAUAUCACUUCUUCGCUCACAGAAACUAUCAAAGAUAUUGCCAGUGGGACACAUGGAUUCACGGGUUCAGAUUUGAAAUGUUUAUGUGAGUUAGCCGAAAAGAAUCAAAGUGGGGGCAUGAGCCUCGAGAAGAGCUUUGAAGAGGCUCGAAAACGUGUACGACCGACCGGAAUUCGUCAGUUCGUUCUCGAAGUACCCGAUGUGAGAUGGGAGGAUAUCGGUGGUUAUGAAGAACUUAAAACUGAGAUUCAACAGGUGCUUGACUUGAAGCUUCNUUUUAUGUUCUUGAUAAUACAGGCAGUUAUUUGGCCUCAAUCACAUCCAGAAGCGUUCGAAAGGUUCGGUGUCCAGCCUCCAUCUGGAAUCCUACUCUACGGUCCACCCGGUUGUAGUAAAACUUUAGUGGCUCGUGCACUUGCCUCGCAGUCCCAUCUGAACUUCUUGGCUGUCAAAGGACCCGAACUGUUCAGUAAAUGGGUUGGUGAAUCUGAACGUGCAGUUCGAGAGUUGUUCCGACGAGUGCGGCAGGUAGCACCAGCGAUUUUAUUUUUUGAUGAAAUCGAUGCGAUCGGCGUUAAUCGAGGCGAGAAAUCUGGUAGUGGAGUGGGCGAUCGUGUUCUAGCGCAGUUACUCACGGAACUAGAUGGCCUCGAGAAGAAAAGUGGCGUAUUGGUGUUAGCUGCCACGAAUCGACCAGACACCCUUGACAGUGCUUUAUUGCGACCGGGUCGACUUGAUCGUGCUAUCUAUGUACCAUUACCGGACUCAAAAACAAGGCUUUCAAUUCUGAGAUUGCAUUUGAAUAAAAUGCCGAUAGCUGAAGACGUUGACAUAAAUAAAUUGGCCGAUCAAACAAACGGCUAUUCGGGCGCCGAAGUAGUGGCGUUGUGUCAUCAAGCCGCGUUAAUUGCGAUGCGUGAGGACAUCAACUCGACACUUGUAAAAGUGGAACACUUCAAUGGCGCCUUUGAAGUGGUCAAACCUCGAACGGACAAGAAACUCGUCACCAUUUAUGAAAAUUUUCAAAAAGGAGUAUUCACAUAG
This is a messenger RNA of Anisakis simplex (herring worm), 2355 nucleotides long. The record is from the annotation of a GenBank genome assembly. NCBI's taxonomy places the organism in Eukaryota, Metazoa, Nematoda, Chromadorea, Rhabditida, Anisakidae.